Rosa chinensis is the source of this 4313-nucleotide messenger RNA. RefSeq lists its product as uncharacterized. The transcript has 8 exons. NCBI's taxonomy places the organism in Eukaryota, Viridiplantae, Streptophyta, Magnoliopsida, Rosales, Rosaceae. The coding region runs from base 1884 to 2846 and encodes 320 amino acids. The record is from RefSeq and is a predicted model, not a curated record.
UGAAUUUCGUAUUUGCCGGAAAACUAAAGCAAACCAGAAAGCAGAAGACAAACCAAACCAGUAAGGCCAGAGAGAGACAGAGAUUACAGAGAGAGAUUGGAGAGCAGAGCAAAAGAAGAAAGAGAAUGAGAGAUGGUAAAGCAAUCAGAGCGUGAUGCAAGGCCUCCACCACCAACAGGAGCAACUAGCCGCUCUUCUCUCCGUCGCUCUUCCCAAGGACGAUUCCUCUUCCCCUUCUAAACCCGACGACGAUGACUCCGCUCGACUCGCCGCCCUCAACUCCCUCCACCGCGCCAUUCUCUACCCUCCCAACUCCCUCCUCGUCACUCACUCCGCCUCUUUCCUCGCCCAGGGCUUCUCUCAGCUUCUCUCCGAUAAAUGUUAUGGGGUGAGGCAAGAGGCUGCGGUGGCAUAUGGUGCUCUUUGUGCUGUGGUUUGCUCAAUUCCUAUAACUUCAAAUGGAAGACAGAACCAUGUUAUGCUUGGGAGCUUGGUUGACCGCUUCAUUGGUUGGGCGCUGCCGUUGCUUAGCAAUAUCAGCGCCGGAGAUGGGACCGCGGAAUUGGCAUUGGACGGCCUGCGAGAGUUUCUUAAUGUUGGGGAUGUUGGCGGGAUCGAGAGAUAUGCUUUGUCAAUUCUUAAAGCGUGCCAAGUUCUUCUUGAGGAUGAGAGAACCUCCUUGAGUCUGUUGCACCGCCUUCUCGGUGUUUUGACUUUGAUUUCAUUGAAGUUUUCUAGAUACUUCCAACCUCAUUUUCUUGACAUUGUUGAUCUGCUUCUCGGGUGGGCGUUGGUACCGGACCUUGCCGAAUCAGAUAGAAGAAUUAUAAUGGAUAGUUUCUUACAGUUUCAGAAUCAUUGGGACAUGGAUGUUUGCAGUUUGCAGUUUUCUCUGGGAUUGCUGUCGAAGUUUGUAGGAGACAUGGAUGUUUUGAUUCAGGAUGUAAGUCAUGGAACCCCACAACAAUUCUGAAGGCUGCUCGCGUUACUUUCAUGCUUUUCAACAGUAUUGCAGUCCACUGCUUCUGGGUUGCUGGAAAUGAAUCUACUUGAACAAAUUACUGAACCCCUUAGCAGAAUUAUUCCUCGGUUGUUGGGAUGCUUAUCUAUGGUUGGAAGGAAAUUUGGGUGGUUGGAUUGGAUUGGGUAUUCAUGGAAGUGUCUGACUUUGCUGGCAUAAAUUUUUUGUGAAAGAUUUUCCACCUUUUAUGCACUUGCAGUUGAUAUUUUAUUUCAAAGUUUGGAAGCGGACGUAAGUAACCAAGCAGUGGGAACUGGAAGAAUUACCUCCUUCCAAGUUCAUGGAGUUUUAAAAACUAAUCUCCAGUUAUUAUCUUUGCAGAAGUUUGGGCUUCUCCCAAUCUCUGAAGAAAAUACUGCAAUUUGAUGCUCUAAUCUCUCAGUUGCGUUUGCAUCCUAAUUACUUGGUAACAGGCAGUUCGGCUGCCACUUAUAUAUUCUUGCUUCAACACGGGAAUAAUGAAGUUGUUGAACAAGCACUGACUUCGUUAACAGAGGAGCUGGAGUUAUUAGAAGGGAUGCUAGAGAAAUCUGUGGGCCAUGAUAAUGGGGUUCUUGCAUGUUCCAAAACAUAUUCAAAACGUGAAUUGUUUGCAUUGAUUAAAUUUGAUUUGAAGGUUCUGCUAUCAUGUGUUUUCCUCAGUGGGGGGUUGUAGUCCUAGUUUGAUUGGCCAACCAGACAUUGCAACCCUAUAUCUUAUGAGGUCAGAAAAGUUGGUGAACUUUAUUAUUGAGAAAUUUAAUCUUUUUGACUUGCCUAUUAUGGAAUAUGUGGAUGUGCAAGUCAAUGUUUUGAAGACAUUUGACAGGCUAAAUUCUUAAGUACCUGCUCUUUGUCAUAUCAAAGUAGUGGAAAAUCAUCAAUGGAUGUUACCUCUGAUAAAUUACUUAAUCGUGAGUCUUUGACGAAUGAACAUUCGGUUGUGGUUGUUGAGAAUCUGAGAAAGUACAGUCUGUCCUUUGUGAAAGCUCUCCAUGUCUCUUCUCCUUUUGCAGUUAAAGUAACUGCGCUGGAUUGGGUACAAAGAUUUUGUGAGAAUGUUAUUGAUUUUAAUGAGAAAUCAGACACAGAAUCUCGUUUCUAUGAAGUGUAUGGACAGUAUGGUAAUGAUAGAAUUAUUGGGAACAUGCUUUACUCAAUUAUGGAUGCUGCAUCUGAUAGGGAACCAAAAGUCCUUGCAAUAACUGAAGAUCUACAUGAUGUUCACAGUCUAGGAAAGGAGGCUGCUGCAGUUCAUCGUUCUCUUGUGGAAGACCUUUCAAAGGCAAAUGCAAUUCUUCUUCCACUGGAAACAGUAUUGUCCAAAGAUGUAGCUGCUAUCACUGAUGUUAUGUGUAGGGAAAGAGCGACCAAUAUGGAAAUAUCUCCGAUUCAUGGACAAGCCAUAUACCAGUCCUAUUCUUUAAAAAUCAGGGAGGCUUGCCAGACCUUACAUCCCUUGGUGCCCUCACUUACCUCAUCUGUGAAGGGGCUCUAUUCUAUGUUGACCAGGCUUGCACGAACUGCAAGUCUUCAUGCUGGGGAUCUUCAUAAAGCUCUUGAAGGACUAGGAGAAAGCCAGGAAGUAGAAUCGCCAGUAACUGAUGUAUCAAGGCCAGAUCUUGCUACUGAUGCUGCUGGGUUUGAUGACAAGGAGAGAGAGAACCUCUCCAUGUCAAAUGGUGAGAGCAUCAAAGAUUUUGUUGGCAUUGGACUUCCUUUGGAAGAUAAAGGAUGGUUAUCUCCACCAGAUAGUAUCUGCAGUAGUAGUACAGAUUCUGGCAUUUCCUUGCCUGAAAUGAGUCUUCCAGUUAGCUUCAAUGAUCAAGAAGAUAUAAAGCAAUAGCUUUUGCACGGACCUGGUGGCAGAGAUGCUAUAGAUUUUCAAAAUACCACCCCUUACUCUCAAGCUGAUAGCCAAGAAAUGUUGGAUUCUCCGCACAUAUCAAAAUUUACAGACGCAGAUAACACUCAUGUUGGUUCUUUCAAGUUAGCACCUAGUGACCUAAAUGAAUGUCAACUGGCUCCAGCAUCACCAAGUGAUGACCCUGUCAGUGUCCGUCCUGAUACUUCACGUCCUUCAAAUGAGAACAGAGAGGUGGUGUUUGGGGGUAAAGAUGAAAGAUCCUCACUGAACAAGGUUAUAAUUAAGGAUGAAACUUGUGAUGCUACACAUGCUUCUAGUCGAGUUGGCAGGGGUAAAAACCCUUAUGCAAUGUCAGUCUUGAGAUGAGUUGAGAUGAAACUAGAUGGUCGAGAUAUAUCUGACAACAGAGAAAUUAGUAUCUCCGAAGAAGUGGGCUGUCUACUUAAGCAAGCCACUAGUGUAGACAAUCUUUGCAACAUGUAUGAAGGUUGGACACCAUGGAUUUGAACUUGUGGAGUUGCUGCCUUCUAUAUGUACGAGGCGUAUUAAUUUAGAAUAGGGUUGGUUAAUCCGUUUUUGCCUUGCAAAGUCAGAGAAUUGAGAAUGGAGCCUCUUAUGCUGGGCAAGGCAUUAAUUGCUUCAGCAAUCCCAUCUCUUUGGCUUCGCAUCUCCUGUUCAUUUAAAUGAGCAAUGGUGAUUAUUUCGUAAGAAAUUGGCCGUCAAUGUCUAAUAGCUCAGUUGUUGGUGAUAUCUGGUUCAGUAAACCUUGCCCUUUCUAGAAUGGCCAGCUGUGUCUUUGGUGGAGGAUAACUUGAAAUUUUUCAAGUGUUAUCUCCCUCUAAAUUGUGGUGCCUUGGGUGAGAUUAUGCAUGUGGCAUGAGAAGUAGUCUCGUGUGGAACUCGUGUUAUUUGUAUUUGGCGGUUGCUAAGCUGUCUCCCUGCUUUAAUGCUCUAUAAAGAUGGAACAACUUUGCAGACGCCAUUGUGGCAGACUGGCUGGAGAAUGCCAUGUGACGCACUUUGAAAGAGAUUCCUGAUUUUAGCAGCAAGCUGGCCUGGUGUAGCACAGUUGUUCAUCUGUGGUCAAUUCUCUGUAUCAUGAAAAGCACUGCUACUCCCAACAAGGAGUCACAAAUUUACUACCAAUGCAAUCAGCUCACUUUUGCACAGGUUGCAUUUGGUUUAGAAGAUCUUACCUCGCAUGGAGGAAUAUCAAAGUAUCAAACAUCCACAAUAUAGGAAAUUCUUAAUUUCGUCAACGGCAUUUGUCGACCAGCUCUUCCUUUUCGGUCUGGGAAUCUCUUUGUUUGAUACUGCCCGGGGAAGGUCAACAUCUUUUUCCUUUUUACUGUGGUAUAAUAAGUUAAGAAUGUAGCUCUUAUUAAAGAGAGAUAUUGGUACUCAGUCCUACUCUGAUAUUGCUACUUAAUAUAUAAACUUUCCAUA